Penicillium chermesinum is the source of this 2337-nucleotide messenger RNA. RefSeq names its product SWI/SNF chromatin-remodeling complex subunit SNF5. The transcript has 3 exons. Gene Ontology annotation, molecular function: transcription coregulator activity. Lineage: Eukaryota; Fungi; Ascomycota; Eurotiomycetes; Eurotiales; Aspergillaceae. Gene Ontology annotation, cellular component: nuclear chromosome; SWI/SNF complex; nucleus. Bases 1 to 2337 code for a protein of 778 amino acids. The record is from RefSeq and is a predicted model, not a curated record. Gene Ontology annotation, biological process: regulation of transcription by RNA polymerase II; chromatin remodeling.
AUGCCAUCACCGGAGCUGGCAAGUGGUUCUCUCCCCCCAGAGCAGUCUCCCGCGGGCUCGCAAUCUGGCUUCCAGAAUGGUUCGGGCGCGUUCGAUUCGGGCGCGGACUCUUUUGACCUUGGAGCAGAGCUUCCAGCUAAUGGCCAGAAUGCCAAUGCGUCUGGAGACAGCAAACCCAACCCCAAAACUAUGACAGGAACCUCUGGGGAUUCCAACAAUGAUAUCAACGGCACUCCUCAAUCGAACGGCACCAAUGGCUCUGCGCAAAGCCGGAAACGAUCCCGAGACGGUUCUGUUCUCCCAGGAAGUGAUCUUUCUGGAACUAUGGCUGUCCGUACGCGCCAGACACCUGUCGAGAAGGUUCUCAUAGAGCAAUACGUCAACCGCGAGUUCGACUAUGCAGCUGCUUCAGCCUGGCAAAAUUCAAACCAAGAGCUUCUGAAAGAGAAGCGAGCCGAACGUGAUUUCUAUUUACAGAUCAGACGUGAGAACCAUGGGAACCCCGGAGCCUUGUAUGGUGUAGGAUACGAAGGCUUUGGUAAUCAACGUACCGAUAUUCGCAAUCAGCACACUCAGCUCUUGUAUCCAUCAAAUCGCCGUCGCCCUGGAAAUCGCAAAACACGCGAGCUGCGUGUCUCCCGUCGUGAGAUGAAAAUACAGAAUGAGCAGAUUGAAGAUUUGGUGCCGAUCCGCCUGGACAUUGACUGGGAGAAAAUCAAGAUCCGCGACACUUUCACUUGGAAUCUACACGACCGUGUCAUCUUUUUCGCAGAGAAGCUGGUCGAAGACCUUGGGCUUGCCUAUGAAACGUCAGGUCCCUUGAUGCGUCAGAUCUCCCAAAAUAUCCAAGAGCAGCUGAUGGAUUACUACCCUCAAAUUUACAUGCACGAAGAACCCCUUGACCCGCACCUACCAUACUCUGCAUAUCGGAAUGACGAGAUGCGCAUUCUGAUCAAAUUGAACAUUACAAUCGGACAGCAUACCCUAGUUGAUCAAUUCGAGUGGGAUAUUAAUGAUCCUCAAAACUCCCCCGAGGACUUCGCUAUGCGCAUGACUGACGACCUUUCGCUCUCGGGCGAAUUUACAACUGCUAUUGCCCAUUCCAUUCGCGAGCAAUCACAACUCUUCACCAAAUCUCUCUACAUUGUGGCUCACCCCUUCGAUGGUCGCCCAAUUGAGGAUCCAGAUCUCAGCACUUCAUUCCUUCCAACCCCUGUACCAUCUGCUUUCCGGCCCUACCAGGCUGCCAAAGAACACUCCCCCACGCUCUGGGAGCUCAAUGAGGCAGAUCUCGAGCGCACCGAGAUCUCAAUAUCUCGCGAGCAACGGCGACAAAAGCGAUCUAUCAACCGCCGCGGUGGUCCUGCCCUUCCAGAUCUGAAGGAUCGCCCACGCACUAUUCGAACAUUGAUUGUUUCUUCAGUUAUCCCUAAUUCUGCAACCUCCAUGGAAGAAAGCAAUGUGAUCAAGCGAUCAGGGUCCAGCCGACGCCGUGGAGCUGCUGGACAUCGGGGUGAUGAUGAAUCAGAUGACUUCGAUAGCGAAGAUUCGGAUGAUGAGUCCCCUGCAAUUGGCCCAUACCUGUCUCAAGGUACUGCUCGCACAAGAGGCAUGAGGGGUGCCGCCAGGGAAGCUACAGCCGCUAUGCGUGCUGGCCUCGGACAGUCUGAAACUCCGGAACCAGUCCUUGAACCUCGGGCAUCCUCUCGACGUCAACCGCCAGCGCAGUAUCGCGAGGAAAGCGUCGAAGAAGCCGAAAAGUUGAUAGUUCGCCUCAGAGUUCCCCGAGGGAAGCUAGCGAUGUUGCGACAAGGAGGAAGAAUUGACACUCCCCAACCCAACUCCUCUUCGGCCGCGAUGAGACCUCCGUAUGACAACCAGCCCAUCCCAGGAGCUCCACGAACGCAGCAAAUAGGAGCGGUCGAUGCGCCAAAUCCCCCACAGACAGGGGUACCUGGACCCCCUCCGCCUAGCUGGCUUGUCCAAGGCAUCGAAAGAUUAAAAGAAUUGAACCCAAACGACUCCUUCGAAGGUAUCAUGCGCUAUUCUGCAGUUGACAUGGAAACGUUCGCCGCUAUAACAAACCCCCAAAACCUCCCGCCCGGUCACAAAAUCAAAUAUCAAUACCUUCCUCGUAUUCGCUGCCUUGAUUGUCCUGGAAAACUAUACACCCCUGGGCCAGGCAUGACUGUUGAUAACUUUGAGGUCCACCUCCGAAACCGACAACACAAAGAACGUGUUGAUGAGCGAGUUGCACGACAGGGUGGCUCGCUAGCCAAUCCUAACCUCAGCAGCGCGAGCGCCAGCCCGGCUCCUGGAUCCCAUCCUCGGUCAUGA